UCAUUAAUUAGCUAUUUAGCCUAACGUUGGCCGCAUGAAUUGCCUUGUAAUGUCUAACGUUAACUAAUGCUAGUUAACUCAUUUUCUGUAUGUUAGUUAAUGUUAACGUUGGUGGAACUAUACUUUAAAAUCACAGCCUUAAUAGCCUUUUAUCUGUGUUUAGGUAAAGUAGCGGUCUGCCUUACCCUGUAAGAGGAAUGGAUGCAACUCAGAUGAUCAGUGACUCAAUCUUGGAGUCAGAUGACGAAGAAAAUGUAGAGGAGAAUAGAGAUAAGAGGGGACGACCAUUGGCUAAACUGUGCAUCUUAAAAAAUGAACACAUCCCUGAGGGUGAGUUGCCCCUGUUUUUGGGAGAUAAUGUGCUUGGCCGUGACCCCAACACCUGCACCCUACCUUUGCUAGCACCCUCAAUAUCCAAGCAGCACGCUACCAUAUGCAUCUCUGUCUACCGGAAGAAAGGUUGUCACAGUGAAGUGGACACAGAGGCUUUGGUUUGGGACCUAGGGAGCAUGAAUGGGACCCGCAAGGGUCGCUCAAAGCUGACCCCUAAUGUACGCUAUGCCCUCAGUGAAAGUGACAGUUUGGUGAUGGCAGACAUCCCAUGUAAGUAUGUCAGCUGUGCUGUAGAUGGAGUCUCUUCUCAAGGGGGGGUGAGGACUCCUGUGAGCAGAAAUUCAGGGGUAAAUUCAGGGGUAAAUGUAAGGUUACCAGAUGCCUCAGCAGAAAAGGGGGGUUACACAAGCACAGGGAGCAAGAAAUGUGUCAAUGGUCGUUGCCUGUCCUUUGAGCAAACUCCAACCCAGCCUCAGAGAACCCUGGUUCCAGAAUCUGACUCGGACUCAGAAGGAGAAAGAGAGGGAGGAGGAGAUAGAAGGCGCAAGGCUCUAGUUUCCGAUUCUGACUCCUAUAAAUCCAGUCCCACCUGUUCAACUUUCUUGAGUCCCACAAACAAAAUUAUCCCUGAAAGUGAGGAUGAAAGCCCCAUCACACCGUCCUCCACUAAAAAUAGGCCGAAUGUAGAUGUUGGGCGACGGCAACUGAAUGAAAAAAAGGCACUUGCGAUUGUGGACGACAGUGAAAAGGAGGAGGGAAGGGAGGAAGAAAGAGCAGCCCUAAGAGGGAGAAAGUCUGAAGAAAGUGGACACCAUGUGCCAGUGGAGCAGGAAAGCAAUGUCAGUCUUACAGGAGUAGAUGAAUUGCCUGUAUCUACACCGGCAGUCGUCACACAUGUGAUUCCUGCAUUUAACAUGGACAGUGACACAGAUAUGGAGGGAGAAGAGGAAGGGGUGGCAUCUGUGGGUCCUGUGACCUCAAAUACAAACCAACAAGCUGAUCAGCCACCAAACACAGCUCACUUCCACAUGGACAGUGAUACAGAUGUCGAUGAUGAUGCCUUAGACAAAGUUCCUAAAUCAGUGCCUUUCUCUGCUGACACCACCAGACCUCCUAAUGUUGGUUCAGUUAUUCAGCCAGAGGGCAUCACUAUGGACAGUGACACUGAUGUGGAUGAGGAUGCUGUUGUGUCAGAUGCUGCUACAAAAGCAAAGCCCAUGUCAUUUCAGAGCACACACACAGCUGACUCUGCUCCUUCAAGUCAGCUGAAAGAUUUCCACCUAGACAGUGACACAGAUCUUGAUGAGGAAGAAGAAAAGGAAUGUGGAACAAAUACGACAUGCCCUAAAAUAAAUGAAACUCCGACUAGAUUAGAUAUCAAGCCAUUUGUUCCUGAACACGCCACUGCCACUCCUCACAACCUGCAUCUAAACAGUGACACAGAUGAUGAAGCUAUUCCUGCCCCUGUCAUCAGUGAACCCUCUGUGGUGUCUGAUCUCACAGAAUCAUGCACCACUGCAGACACAGGGGCUGAUUUGGGUAUUCUGUCUGACAGUGACACAGAUGUGGAAGAUAAUUCUCCUCUGGUUGUACCUGUUGUUGUCACAACCUUGUCAGUUGCUCCUCAUGCCAAGUCAGAAGCAUUUCAGUCAGAUUCUAAUGCAGACACAGAUGUGGAUGAAUCCAGUGAGCCCCCUGCCGGAGACGUGGCCAAUCUAGCUGACCUUAGAGUGGACAGUGACACAGAUGUGAAAAUGAAGAAGUUGGAUUUUGGAGAGGCAGGUGAGGGCCAGAUCCCUAGCCUGCGCAGAGAAAAUACACCUGGGUUGCUGGCUCCCCUUCUGCAGAACUGCUCUACUCCUACACCAUUGUCAGAAGGAGAAAUUGAAGGUAUGGAGACUCAGGCUUUCCUGAGUCCAUCUACAGGUCCUUACUCAAGACGUGUAGUAGCCCCUGCUGUAAGACCUAUAGGAUUGUCUUCCUGCUCAGACAGCCAGGAGGAUGAGGACUUUGUCGUGGCUGAGACGCAGUCCUUCGUUCUUCAGACCAGAGACUGUGAGGUUAACCCUCCGGGGGAUCACACCAUGGAUCCCACCCAAUCAUUUGUCAUUGAGUCUUCUGGGGAUGAAAAAGGCGAACAGUCCAGCAGAGGAGGGUCUUUACAGUUGGGAUUGUCAGACAGCAGCCACAUGCAGCGUCAGGCUCAAGCUCUAGCAAUGGAAAGCACUGAGGCUUUUCCCUUUGUGGAAGGGGCAGUGAAUCUUGAAGACACCCAAGCAUAUGCAGCUAUCUCGAAUGCAGACAGAACCUCCUGUGAGAAUGAUUCAAAUCUGGAGGCCACACAGGCCUAUGGAGAGCAUGUGGAACCUGUCAACUGUUCAGUCAUGUCUGAAAAGGAAGUUCAGGUAGAUUUGGCCCUAGAAGCAACACAGGCAUACAUUUUAGAGCCCUACAGUAAUUCAGAGGAUGAAACAGAUGAAGAUGAGAGAAUAAACACUGCUACUGCUGAGCCUCAGCCUUUAGACUUUCCCACCUCAUCUACUCUUGCCAUGGCUGAAACCCAACCAAUGUCUGCCUUUGAGGAAGAGGAAAUUUUGGAUCAAGAAAAACCUGUUUCCUCUGUAUUACAAGUUAUGCCCAAACAGAAUGACACAGAAGAGAGGGAUGAACAUGGGGAGGCAGCUCUACCUCAGGAGAGGCACCUCAAUGAAGCUCCUUCGGUAGCUGAAACUCAGCCCAUGCGUACAAGUGAUGAUGAAGUGGAUACAGGUGAGGUGGGAGAAAGUGACAAUGAGGACUCGAUUCCCGGUCCACGAAAAGGAAAAGCGAAGCCACCGCAGCUGGAAGAGGAGCAGACACAGCCACUCACUAGCUUUGAACUCUCUGCUGUUGAAACACAGCCUAUGCUCACUGGUGAAGACGGGGAAAGUGAUGAUGAGGACUCAAUUCUAGGUCCUCACAAAAGAAAAGCAAAGCCACUGCAGCUGGAAGAGGAGCAGACACAGCCCCUCACUAGUUCUCAAACUCAGCCCAUGGCUACAAGUGGAAAUGAGGAAAGUGAUGAAGAGGAUUUGAUUCCAGGUCCACGAAAAAGGAAAGCAAAAGCACUGCAACUUGAAGAAGAGGAGACACAGCCCCUCAUUAUUUCAGAAAUCUCUGCUGUUGAAAUGCAGCCCAUAGGUGAAGGUGGGGGAAACGAUAAUGAGGACGCCGUUCCACAUACAAGUAAAAGAAAAGCACUGCAAAUGCAAGAAGAGGACACACAACCGCUCACAAAUUCUGAGGCCUCCACUGUUGAAACUCAGCCUUUGGAAACAAAAGCAGGUCUGCGUCCUCAGAGGGGAAAGGGGAGACAAUUAGAAGCUGGAGCCAGUGGCAUCACUAUUAGAGGUAAAAGAGGGACACCAGCAAAAUUAAGAGAAGAGAAGGUGGAGGCGGAGUGUUCUGAACCUUCCAAGAGACAGACAAGAGGGAAGAGUAACGCUUUGGCAACUCCCAGAGGAAGCAGAGGAAAAUCAAGGCCUGAAGAGAGUGAGGAAGAGGUGGAGGUAGAGCAGGGUAAGAGAGCUAGAGGGAAAAAAUCCAUGAGGCGACAGAAAGAUGGUGAGGAAGAAAGGCUUGGAACAGAAAGAAACGAGCAUGCUGACAAUAACACUCUAAUAAAGGAACAAGAAGAAGAGCAAUUGGGAGAGGAGAAAGAUGUGACAGAGCUCAGACAACAAGAAAGAGAAAAAUUGGAGAAAGAAAAUAGGGAGAUCGAUGAAAGAGGAAGGAAACAGGAGGAGAGGAAGCACAGGAGGGAAGAGAAGGAAGAACAAGAAAGAUUGCAGACUGAACCUGCAGAAAGGUUAAGACUUGAGCGGGGGAGAGCAGAACAAGAGAGAAUAGAGAAGGAAAGAAAGGAACAAGAAGAAAAGGAAAGAGCUGACAAGGCACAAAAGCAAAAAGAAGAACAAUUGGAGAGGGAAAGAAAGGAGAAGGAAGAAAAAGAGAGAUUAGAGCAUGAAAAGGCUGAAAGAGAAGAGAGAAAGAGAUUGGAGAGAGAGGAGAAAGAGAGAAUAGAAAAGCAAAGAAAGGAGAAGGAAGAAAAAGAGAGAUUAAGGCAUGAAAAGGCAGAAAAUGAAGAGCGGGAGAGAUUGGAGAAAGAGAGAAUAGAAAAGGAAAGAUUGGAGACAGCAAAGAUGGAACUGGAAGAGAGACUUGAGAGGGAAAGGAAGGAACUAGAACACCAAGCAAGACUGGAGAAGGAAGCAAAGGAAAGGGAAGAAAGAGAAAAAUUGGAGAAAGAAAAAGAGGCCAAAGAAAAACAAAUAAAAGAGCAACAAUAUAACAAGGAAGAAGAAAACAAGCCCAAAACACCCGCAAGAAGUCGAAGAACCAGAAGAACAAUUGCUGCCCCGUGUACAUCAGAGCUGGACUCAGCUAUAUCAAACAAUGAUGAUGUCCCAGCAAGAAGAACUAGAUCUCGCUCCAACUCUUCCAACUCUGUCAGCUCUGAGAGGUCUGUUUCGAGUGUUAACACCAAGCAGAGCCGGGGGAGAGGCCGGGGGAGAGGAGCAAAGAGGUCCAGUGAGCUGCCCCAGGCAGCCAUCGCUAGAGGCAGCAAUAGGAGGAGCACGGUGGCUGUAAGGCCAUUAGAACUGGACAGCAAAGAUGUUUCUCCUCAAGAAGUCCUUUCGAGGUCUAACUCUACCAACUCCCUCAGCUCCGAGAUUUCCAGCUGCAGCCUGAGCUCUCAGAGCAGAGGAAGAGGAGGCAGGCAGCGAGGAAGAGGAAGGAAAACAGAGGCAGCCACCAUCCCUCCAAUCAAUAGUCAGUGUGAUCAGAAUUCAGCUCCCAAACCUGCAACCACGGGCAGGAAGAGCAGGAAAGCAGAGGAAUCCUCUAAUGAGGUUCUCAAUGAAAAUGAAAAGGCAGACUCUCAGCAGGCUAAUACCACAAGAGGGCAGCAGCGAGCCAAUGCAAAUGGAUCACAACCUGCAGCUGCAGGUGAGGAAGACCCCUCAAAUCAGGAGGAGGGAUGUGCCAGUGAUGAAUCAAUUCUGCCCAUAAUGAAUGUCAGGGGCAGAGACCAGAAAGCAGUAAAAAGCAAUACUGUGGAGGCACCACUGCCUACUGCAGUCAGUGAUGGAGAAGGUGAUAAAGAGAAAACUAAAGGAAGAAAAAGAGAGUUGGAUGCAAACACAGAAGAGGAUUCCAGCAGUAACUCUAAGAUUUCUAAGGGGAAGGAGAAACUCCAAAUAACAGAAGCAGCAAAAGAUGGAGCGAUAGAUGAGACUCCUCUCCAAGCUAAGAGAAGAGGUAGAGCAUCCACUGCUCAAGCAAAGAAGAAUGUAAAAGAUUCCCCCACUGCACUGGAGGGGAAAGAAGAGAGUGAGAAGAUUGAGGAGGCUGUUGAGAGGAGAGGCAGAAGUCGGCCAUCAGCGGUCCAAAAAAAAAAGAAAGGGGAGCAGAAAGAAAGUGGAACAUCUCUUGAGCAGGAUACAGAGGCAUCAGAGCACAAGACUCCAACCAGCAGUGUGUCCCGGAAGCGACAGGCUUCUGCAGACUCCUCACCUGUGGCGAAGACCCCUCGCUCCUCCUCCGCUUCCCCAGCAGCUAGUGGUCGAUUGCGAAUUGCCAGCCAAACCUACAAGGUGCUGUUCACAGGCGUGGUGGAUGAAGCAGGGGAGAGAGUGUUGGCUCGUUUGGGAGGCAGCAUGGCUAAAGGCGUGGCAGACAUGAAUUGUCUGGUGACUGACAAGGUGCGCAGGACUGUCAAGUUCCUGUGUGCGGUGGCUAAAGGAGUCCCCAUUGUCACCACACACUGGCUAGAAAAGAGUGGUAAGGCUGGGAGCUUCCUGUCUCCUAAUGCUUUCAUUGUGAAGGAUCCGGAGCAGGAGAAGAAGUUCAAUUUCUGUCUGCAGGAGUCUCUGAGGAUUGCUAGCAGUCAGCUUCUCUUACAGGGAUAUCAGAUCCAUGUUACAAAGUCAGUGAAACCAGAGCCAAUUCAAAUGAAAGACAUUAUCACCUGCAGUGGAGCGACCUUUCUUCCCAAGGUGCCCUCUUCUCACAAGCCUCACACUGUAGUGAUUUCCUGCGAGGAGGACCUGCCCCUGUGUGGCCCAGCUCUCUCUGCAUCUCUCCCAGUCGUCACUGCUGAGUUCAUUCUCACAGGGACCCUUCAGCAGAAGCUUGACUUUCAGGCCCACGCACUCUCUGCCACUACAAGCAGUCUGCCAACUGCAGGAUGCAGAGGAAGGGGCAGGAAGAAGACUUAGUAACACCAGGGUAUAUUGUAAAAAAGACUUGUCACUGUCUGUGGGGAGGUUUUCCAUCGCUCAUAGAUUCUUUUUCAAAUUAGAGACCAGGAGAAACUAGUGAGUCAGUUCUGUGUUUGUAUAAAAAGACUUGAAGAAUGUAUUUGCCACAUACAGCAAAAUUUGAUUGUUCAUUUGCAUGUUCCUAAACACAAUGCGUGUAAUUUUACUGUGCUGUCAAAUGUUAAAAACUAAUUUUACAUGUACACCAUCACGUUUUGAAAGAGAGCGAUAGAAGAAACACAAUUCAACUCUCAGAACUCUAUUCUUACAAUCUUAUCAUUUGCCUUGGACAUGUGUAGAAAACGUAGUUUUUAAAGAUUCAAAACCUUAAAGCGAUGUUACUGCUACGCAGGGUGGGAAAUAAUUACCCAUUAACCAUCCUUGUCACUUUUCCCCUCUCAUCCUCCCCUGUGCUCCACUUGUCUCUUUGCACAGCAAUAACAGGUAGAGCAGGAAUUAACGCUGCUAAAUUGCUGCUGCACUGAAUGUGUGAUAAGUGCUUCAAGUCAGACAGUUUGGCAGGUAACCAGCCAUGAAUUGGGAGUUGUGUAUAAUCAUGUUUGGGUGGUGAUAUAGUGGAACCGAUGGGGUCUGUUUUGUAAUCCAUGAGCUAGGGUGGUCAGUACAUGGGGGGGGGGGGCUUGUUUCCUGUCCCGAUAAGAAGACGUGUGUUGUGCCUUUUAUAGUGUGUCUGUUGUUCCUCUGGCUCCAUUAACCACCACCACCUACUCCAUUAAGGCUUCAUCCAAUCCUAUUACCUCCAGGGGAUGAGACGCACAUAAACGCACCUGAAUGCUGAUGCUGCUUCUACAUGAAUAUCUUAGUGUUAGUGUUUGUCCUUGCCAUAUAUUUACCGACUGUGUGUUCAUUUGAUGUGAACUUGUCAUGUUGACAAAGACCAGUAUACAGAACAGAACAUUUGAUUUCCUGACCCACUGUAAAUCUUUAAACAUGCAACAUGCAUCAGCAUUGGUGUUUUAAAGACAGACUUGUAUAGCUUAUAACUAAAUUUGAUUUUAGAACUGUUAAAUAGCUAAUAUCUUAACACCAAGUUUAUUUGUAUCAAAGCAUGAAAUCUGUCUGUAUUCCCUUUGAAAACAUUAAACAUUUUCUAUUCUGUUAUAA
Micropterus salmoides (largemouth bass) is the source of this 7760-nucleotide messenger RNA. RefSeq names its product mediator of DNA damage checkpoint 1 (gene mdc1). The transcript has 11 exons. The record is from RefSeq and is a predicted model, not a curated record. Gene Ontology annotation, cellular component: nucleus. Gene Ontology annotation, molecular function: protein binding. The coding region runs from base 198 to 6593 and encodes 2131 amino acids. Lineage: Eukaryota; Metazoa; Chordata; Actinopteri; Centrarchiformes; Centrarchidae. Gene Ontology annotation, biological process: positive regulation of transcription initiation by RNA polymerase II.